Trichoderma virens Gv29-8 is the source of this 1143-nucleotide messenger RNA. RefSeq lists its product as uncharacterized. Gene Ontology annotation, molecular function: DNA N-glycosylase activity; damaged DNA binding; zinc ion binding. The record is from RefSeq and is a predicted model, not a curated record. Gene Ontology annotation, cellular component: nucleus. The transcript is spliced from 5 exons. The annotation marks the transcript as partial. Lineage: Eukaryota; Fungi; Ascomycota; Sordariomycetes; Hypocreales; Hypocreaceae. Gene Ontology annotation, biological process: base-excision repair.
GCUGUAGUUGCCCGUAUUGUACACUUCCUCCGCCAGAGGCUGGUAGGAAAGACCAUCGCCAAUGCUGCGGCCAUAGAUGACAGCAGCGUAUUUGGCAAGGUUGGAACCAGUGGAAAAGAGGUCGAAGAGGCUCUGAAAGGCAAAACGGUUGUCUCUGCGGGCUCUCAGGGAAAAUACUUUUGGAUAACUUUAGACAAACCACCUCAUCUGGUAAUGCAUUUUGGCAUGACGGGCUGGGUACACAUAAAUGGCGAGAAGACGGCAUAUACAAAUUACUACAAGAAGAUGAAGGAGAGUGACAUCGCGCAAUGGCCUCCCAAGUUUUGGAAAUUCCACAUCAGCACAGACGAUAAAGAACCCGUCGAAGUCGCAUUUACCGAUGCCCGGAGAUUCGGCCGCGUGCGACUUGUCCACUGCCCCGGCGAGUCCAUCCGAAAGCACUCCCCCCUUGUAGAGAAUGGACCCGACCCUGUUGUUGACAAGGACAUCUUCACGGAGGAAUACCUCCGCGGCAAGAUGAAGUCCCGCCAUGUCCCCAUCAAGGCCCUGCUGCUUGAUCAAGCCAUGAUCAGCGGCAUCGGAAACUGGGUCGCUGACGAGACACUAUACCAAGCCAAGCUCCAUCCGGAGCAGUAUUCUGAUACCUUUGAUGACAAGGAAAUCGCAAGGCUGCACGAGUCCAUUCGUUACGUCUGCCAACUAGCCGUCGACAAGUUGGGUGAUUCGGAUGAGUUCCCUGAUCAUUGGCUUUUCAACCACCGAUGGGGCAAGGGUGGUAAGGAUCAAGCAACCAAACUUCCCAACGGAGAAAAGCUCGCUUUCAUCACUGUCGGCGGACGGACCAGCUGCUAUGCGCCAGGCGUGCAGAAGAAAACCGGCGCCGUUGUCGCCGGCGCAAAAGCGGAACCUGUGAAGAGCGAGUCGGGGAAGAGCAAGCCUGCAAAGGGCAAGGCAGCGAAGAGCGAGCCGAAAGCAGAAGAAGAUGACGAAGUACCCGAAGAAGCCGAUGAUGCAGAACCACCUGCCAAGAAGAGACGGGGCAAGGCGGCGUCAGCGACAGAGAAGUCGAAGCCUUCUCCUGUGAAAAAAGAAGCGGUGGAGGAAGACCAGGGUCGUCGUCGGUCCAGUCGCUUGAGGAAGUAG